GACAAUCAACGGGUAACAUGUAGAGGUGAAGUGGAGGACAAUCAACAGCUGACUGACCAGAGCAAUGUUUAUGUAUUGCAACUGACUGACCUUUGGCUGUACGUGACUAUGGUGAAGGGAGAGAAUAUUUACCGCGUCCUUCUGUCCUGUGGAUUGGCGUUUCUUGCCACAACCAGCUGUGUGUUCGUCGUCAGAAGUCUGCACCAGGACAAUGGUCUGCUCGACCGACAGCUAACUCAGGCCAAAAAGAGCCUUAUGGAAAACACAAACUGGAAAUUGGAUACGUACGUAAUAUAUAAAACAUUUGACGGAGACGGUGACGGGAAGUUAACGAAAAAUGACCUGACGGCCAUGAUGCUGGUGGCUGCCAUGGACCGGAAGCAAGCAGAAGCAACCGCUGGAACCUUGUCGAUCGUGGGUGACACGGACUGGGACGGUCGGCUCACUGUGGAAGAAUUUAAACAACUAUUCGGGAUAAACAGUUAGAAGUUCACUUCUCUUCAAUAACACUUCACCUGGAUGAGGUGGUUGACGUAAUUAAGGGUCAUGGCGGAGACACAGUCCUGGAUUACUCUGCAUAUUCCCCAGGGAACGUCAAUGAGAUACAGUCGGGAAAUUACAAGUGGAUCCAGACACAAACAACAACUUCUUGAAAAUCUCACUGAAAUGUGAAUGAAAUCUCGUGACAAGGAUUUUAAAAUUAUAAAGUAUGUGUAGCUGAAAAUAAAGAGCCAUUCAUCUACUGCUACGAGAAGAAAUUGGCAUCUUUUUCUGGUCUCAGGACGGUGAUUGAGGAUACCUAGCGUCGCAAACAGGAGCCACAACAUGACGUCAUAUUAUUGCGCUACAGCCUGGCGUCAGAACUUGUGCUUUUUUGGCUUUCUGUCGCCACUAUCAACGUAUUUCCUGGAACAUCUGUGUAAAAGCCUUCGGCUACUGCGGAAAACUUACUGACAUUUCUGUGGUACGUAUGGUCAAUAUGAAACAGACCAGUUGUACAACGUCAAUCACCACACUUAGCCUAUAGCCGCUACUCUGUGUUUACAUAGGGGCGUGAAGGUUACACGGCCGAACUUUUCUACAUCUAGAACCUUACAUUAACACUGAUUAACACGUGACAAAGAUUUUCUAUAGUCGUCCAUAUGAAGGGUACAUUUUGUAUUUUCAUACAGUUUUAACCUUCUGUGCCUCUGGAUCCCCUCUCUAGUUUAUUUAUGUUCCAGUAAUAAAAAAUUUAGUGACAAACCCAUUGCGCUGCAUGCAUCUAGCUUAUUGAUAUAAUUUCUUUGUACUUGACGUAAACUUAAGUUUCUCCGGCCGUACGUCGGAAGGUCUGCAGCAACCUGUGGAUGAUCGGGGAUUUUCACGGGGCUCUGCCCGGUUUGCUCCCACCAUAAUGCUGGCUGCCGUCGUAUAAGUGAAAUGUUCUUGAGUACCGCGUAAAACACCAAAUAGAUAAAUAAAUAAAUAAACAAACUUAAGUUUUAAAUAAACUUAAAUUUUAAAUUUACAGCGACAUUAUCUGUCUGCUUGAGGCUAUAAUAAUGUAGCUGCUAUGAACCAAUCAGCGGUAUGACCAAUUACCGGUAUGACCAAUCAGAAAACCGUUAUG
Messenger RNA from Liolophura sinensis, 1612 nucleotides. RefSeq lists its product as uncharacterized. Gene Ontology annotation, molecular function: calcium ion binding. Lineage: Eukaryota; Metazoa; Mollusca; Polyplacophora; Chitonida; Chitonidae. The record is from RefSeq and is a predicted model, not a curated record. Bases 109 to 486 code for a protein of 125 amino acids. The transcript has 4 exons.